AUGGGCACUAAGGAAACUGCUGAGAGGCUCAAAGAGCUUCCUUUGGAUCUGCCACUUCUGAUAUCGAACGCAUUCCUUCCCACCGCGUAUAAGCUCGCAUUGAGUAUUGAUCACUUGAAGCCAAACUUCAAAGCUUCCACUACUAUUGAGCUAUCGAGAAACCCAGCAUGUACAACUCCACCAUCGACAUUUCAGCUUUGCUUACAUAGCCACAACUUGGUGAUUCUUUCAGCGAAGCUCACUGCUUCGGAGUUGUCCGAAUCAAAGAAAUUGCAAGUUUGCAAUCGUAGAGACUCCCAGACAGUCGUGAUGACUUGCGAUACACCCACAGAAGGCUUGAGCUCAAUUACUAUAGACAUCACUUACAUGGGCAGUAUUCACAACAUCCAAACCUAUAGAGAUGAAACGUACGGUGUGUUUAAAACGAACUACUCGGACUCCGUGGAGGGAAGAUCGGAUAACUAUAUUGUUGCAACACACUCGCAGCCAUAUGGAGCCCGCUCUAUAUUUCCAUGUGUAGACGAAGUCAAUGUGAGGGCAUCGUUUUCUCUUCAGAUCACCACACAUGCAAAGUUCAAAGCCCUCUCAAACUCAAAGCUAGCGUCACAUUCCUACGUCGAUAUGUCUGAUCAAGCCACUUUCACGUUUGAAACAACUCCACCAAUGCCAACUUCGACGUUUGCUUUUGUACUUGGAGACCUCGAGAGCUUACAGUCGAAGGCUGGAGAAGUACCCGUGAGUAUUGCAACUACGAAAGGAGACUCGCAUUUGACUCAUUACGCACUUCAUUGUGUGGUCACUCUUCUACCUAUUCUCGAGAAGCUCUUUGGUGUAAAGUACCCCCUUCCAAAGCUCGACAUUGUGACCUUGCCAUUUUUUAGUGAAGGCGCAAUGGAAAAUUGGGGUUUGAUAACCGUCGUCAAGGAGAGCUUGUUCAUUGUCGAGGAUCCUUGCAUUACUUUCCAAACCAGACAACUUUUAGCACACCAAUUGACACAUCAAUGGCUCGGAAACUUAAUCUCCUUUGAUGAUUUCAAGUAUAUGUGGUUGACUGAAGCAUUUGCAACGUUUGUGGGUGAUUUUGCUCUUUCUAUCGCUAGGAUCGAGCCCGAAGAUUCACUCAACUACAACAUCGGUAAGUCAGAACUAGUGGAGAAUUUGAUGGACAUUGAUUGCUUCUACGGAAAGCCGAUCCCUAGCUUGAAUGAACACAUGAACUCUAUCAAGACAGACAAUAGCGCCAAGACAGGUACAAUUUUUGAGAAACAGUCUUACGAAAAAGGUAUGGUAAUACUCAAUAUGGUUUCCACCAUGUUUCAGCUUGAUAAAAAGGCCGCGUCAAUUCGCCCGUUCUUCACUGCCUUCAAAGCUGUUCUCGAAAAAUACCAGCUCAAAGCAAUCAAGCCUUUCGAAAUAUGGAAUACCCUCAAUGCGUCAGUCUCCUUUGAUCUCCCUACUUUUAUGCAUUCUUGGAUUCAAUACUCAGGCUAUCCAUGCUUGAGAGUGACCAUGGAUGGUGACAAUUUGAAGAUCACACAGCAUAGAUUUUUGUAUGACGGCGAUGCCGUUGCCUUGGGACUUGAGGAUGCUCCAUUCAAUGUCCCGCUCGCUAUAAGAGCCAAGAGAGAUGAUGGUGAAACCAUUGUCAUCAACCAAGUUUUGUGUGACAGAUCUACCAAUAUUGGUAUAAAGCCAGAGCAAUUGGUGAGUCUAAACUUCAACAAGCAAUUUUACUACAAAGUCGUUUACGAACCUGCAAUCAUGCAGCAUCUUCUCUCAAAAAUCAAAGACAACCAGAUGAGUCCAUUAGAAGUGAUGGGUCUCAUAAAUGACUAUGGCAGAAUUCUCGGUCAGCCGUUCAGAAAAGAUGAAGCUGAGAUAUUUGGCAAAAAUCAACUAAUUACUUUAGCAUCCAUCAUCGGCGUGUUAGCCUCGGAGACCUGGAAAAUUAAUUACAAUGUGUUGAAAAUUGCGCUCACAUUCCUCGAGACAAUCAACAACAUUAUGCUUCAUUUCAGUGAGUACGAUCAUUUCAAGGUCUGGCUUGACGCUAUCAGUGAGCAACUUUUUCAAAAAGUUGGAUCCUGGGACGAUGUCAUCGAACAAACAAAUGAGGUCUACGAUUCUUGUGAAUACGAAUGUAGAAACGUCAUUUUGCAGUUGGCGAGUGAGAGCAAAGACGCACAAACUGUUUGCAAGCGCCUUUACAAAAACCUUAUACAUUCUGGCAUAGCUAAGAAAUUUGUCGCCAAAGAAUUGUUUUCUGCCACAUUGAAUGUGACCAUGACUAAAGCCAACAUGAAUGAGUACAAGCAAAUAUUGGCGCUCGUGAAGAACUCCAACGUCUCAUACUUAAAGCACACCAACGGGUCAGUUCAGGAUCUACAAACUGCAGCAGUUUCCUCUCUUGGUUUCUGCCGUCAGCGAGAACUUUUGAAUAAAACCCUUCAUUUUGUGAACACUAACAUUGAUUCCAAGAUGAUUGAGCUUGCAUUAAUUGGAUUCAAGUAUCAGCACACGAACAUCAGCAGAGAAUUAAUCUGGGCAUGGUACAAAGUGAACUACGAUCAGUGGGUGAGACGGUCGCUCAGAAAAGGGUCCGACUGGUCGAAACAGAUUCACACUACCGUCACCAACAUCACCAAGAUGGUGCUUGGAGAGAUUAUGCAAUACAAGCAUGAAGAAAUAGAGAAGUUUGUCAAAACAAAGGCCCUGCAGCUCCCACUGCACGGACUCAUAGAGGCGUGGGAAGAGGUUGAGGCCGACAACGAAGAAAAAAGAGCCGUGGCUCGGUUCUACAACGACUUGGUUGACCACUUGUAA
Messenger RNA from Candidozyma auris, 2823 nucleotides. RefSeq lists its product as uncharacterized. Lineage: Eukaryota; Fungi; Ascomycota; Pichiomycetes; Serinales; Metschnikowiaceae. Gene Ontology annotation, cellular component: cytoplasm. The transcript has a single exon. Gene Ontology annotation, molecular function: metalloaminopeptidase activity; peptide binding; zinc ion binding. Bases 1 to 2823 code for a protein of 940 amino acids. Gene Ontology annotation, biological process: proteolysis; peptide catabolic process. The record is from RefSeq and is a predicted model, not a curated record.